AUGUCGCUCCGAAUUGCUCUCCGCCUCCACCUGGAAAAAUCCUCGACGGGCCGUGUCGCUCUCCCCACCACCACGAAAAUCCGACCUCCACAGCGCUCCCCGACCACCACGGCGAAACCUCCUCCACAGCGCUCCCCGACCACCACGGCGAAACCUCCUCCACAGCGCUCCCCGACCACCACGGCGAAACCUCCUCCACAGCGCACCCCGACCACCACGGCGAAACCUCCUCCACAGCGCACCCCGACCACCACGGCGAAACCUCCUCCACAGCGCACCCCGACCACCACGGCGAAACCUCCUCCACAGCGCACCCCGACCACCACGGCGAAACCUCCUCCACAGCGCACCCCGACCACCACGGCGAAACCUCCUCCACAGCGCACCCCGACCACCACGGCGAAACCUCCUCCACAGCGCACCCCGACCACCACGGCGAAACCUCCUCCACAGCGCACCCCGACCACCACGGCGAAACCUCCGCCACAGCGCACCCCGACCACCACGGCGAAACCUCCGCCACAGCGCACCCCGACCACCACGGCGAAACCUCCACCACAGCGCACCCGUAAGGUCCCGUUCCGCCGGACGCUCCCGGAUCGUACGUGCACAAGGAAGCACCACGAUCCAGGCGGACCAUCCACCGCCGUACAAUAUUUCGUCAACGACAACGACACGUUGAAACGCCGCUCGAGGUCGACGAAAUUGACGUUGUACGGCAGGUCCUCCUCCUGCGCCCUCGAAACCUGAUGUACCUCUCCUAGUUGCCAGCCCUCCUGCUUCGUUCGCACGUAAACAGGCGCUCCUUUCAUCUCCGCUGACAGCAAGGCAGGCCCACGCUCCCACGUCGCCAGUAACGCGUACCCUGGUGGCACAUCAAGGGAAUUACGGGAGCGAGCUUGCGCGCGGUGCGCGGCAAGCUUAUUAUAGUCACGGUGCACUUUAUUGUCGGCUCCUACUUGACGCACUGCACUGCCCACCCAAUACUUGACGACAAAGUCACCAUACUGCUGGAUGUUUGCUUCAGAUUCCCAAGUGGGUUGGCGGUGUCCGCGCCAACGCGUUUCGUAUUGUACCGCGAUGGAACCCCCUGGACCUCUACUGAUACGGUGACCGGUGAUAGCGGUCGGCUGUGCACGCUGUACGUCAAGCUCUAUUUCCACGUCAUCCGCGGUUGGGUAGAAGGGAGGUGCCAUGUCCGCAAAUUCAUGCAGGACGUACGAACAAAUUUUCCAAGGUAAAAAGUCGGGGAUGUCCUCGGGUUCGUCCGCACGAUGGCAACGCUUACACCGCAACACUGAGACACGGUUGGAUUUGGCCUGUGUGUCGUGCGGUAAAUCCAGAUACAGCAACUUGGACCCAACUUCCAUGUCGUUAAAGCGACAGGGCCCUACAGCAAGCACUUUAAACGGUCCUGUCCACAGGUUAGCGAGUUUCGCUUUAAUCCUCUUGGCAGAAGCUGUUUGAUCGUUAUUCGCCGUACGGAGGGUGUGCUGUGGAUCGUAGCACCACACCCACGCGCCCGGUGGAAAAUCGGCCGCUUCGUAAUGAGGUUGUCUAGAUCUUCGUUGCGUGCUCGGUGUUUUUCUUUCGUGAGUCUGUUUCUUUCAACCACUAGCUCGUAGGCUUUCGCUUGCCGGCCUUUCAUGAACUGGAGGUAUUCUAGAUCAUCCCGCUUUUUCGACUGCAUACCAGAAACCACCUUCUGUGACCCAAGAACCGUCAUCGGAAAACGAGGAUACCGGCCAAAAUGUACUUCCAUGGGCGCCAGACCGGUAGCCUUACUCGCGUGAUUGUUGUGAGCGUACACACACGGCAAGAGAUGGUCGUCCCAAUCGGUUUGUUGGGCGCUGAUCACGUGAGACAACAUCUGGCAGACCGUAUGGUUCAAUCUUUCGACGCACCCGUUGGAUUGAGGGUGGAAGGAGCUGGUAAACCGUUUCUUGGCCCCAAGCAAUCGGUACACAUCACGCGCGACAGCCGCCGUAAACUCGCCACCUCUAUCUGACAACAAAUACACCGGACAUCCCCAACGUGUUCAA
Molecule: messenger RNA, 2042 nt
Organism: Ectocarpus sp. CCAP 1310/34
Lineage: Eukaryota; Phaeophyceae; Ectocarpales; Ectocarpaceae
Source: the annotation of a GenBank genome assembly